Molecule: messenger RNA, 2115 nt
Organism: Miscanthus lutarioriparius
Lineage: Eukaryota; Viridiplantae; Streptophyta; Magnoliopsida; Poales; Poaceae
Source: the annotation of a GenBank genome assembly
AUGCGACCGGAACGGCCAUUGCCGCCGCUGUCCACUCCGCCGCUGCCGCCGUCACAACAGACGGAGGAAGCGGCGGGAGCACCAGGAAUGGACGUGCCCACCAGGCUGCCAGACCCGGUGCCGUCGCCGAUACUGAGGCACUCGUCCGCCAACUCGGUGAGGCGGUCGCGGUCGCUGCGUUCCCUCAUGGCCGACUCGCCGUCCGUCACCUUCGCAACCAAUAACCUCAGGUCGGGCUCCAAGGCCGAGUCCACCGCUUCGUCGCUCGAGAGCUUCCGGUUCCACCGCGACGAGUCCGCGUCGGGGACCCCCGCCGGGCUCGGGCGGGUGUCCACCAGGCGGUCCGCGUCCGAGCGCGCCGGCUCCCAGCGCGACCUCCGCGACGAGGACGCGCGGUUCGUGUACAUCAACGACGCGGAGCGCACGAACGCGCCGCCGGCCGGACUCCCCGACAACUCGAUCCACACCACCAAGUACACCAUUCUGACCUUCCUCCCGCGGAACCUCUACGAGCAGUUCCACCGCGUGGCCUACCUCUACUUCCUCGUCCUGGUGGCGCUGAACAUGGUGCCGCAGCUCGGCGUGCUCACGCCGGCCGCGUCCGUGCUCCCGCUGGCGUUCGUGCUCGGCGUGACGGCGGUGAAGGACGCGUACGAGGACUGGAGGCGGCACCGGUCCGACAAGAACGAGAACAACCGCACCGCGUCGGUGCUGGUGGGCGGCGUGUUCGUGCCCAAGCGCUGGAAGGAGGUGCAGGUGGGGGAGGUGCUGCGCGUGGUGGCCAACGAGACGCUGCCGUGCGACAUGGUGCUGCUGUCGACGAGCGACCCCACCGGCGUCGCCUACGUACAGACCAUCAACCUGGACGGCGAGUCCAACCUCAAGACGCGGUACGCCAAGCAGGAGACGAUGCCCACGCCGGCCGAGGCGCUCGCGGGGGUCAUCAAGUGCGAGAGGCCCAACCGCAACAUCUACGGCUUCCUCGCCACGGUCGACCUCGACGGCCGCCGCGCCGUCUCGCUUGGCCCCUCCAACAUCGUGCUCCGCGGGUGCGAGCUCAAGAACACGGCCUGGGCCAUCGGCGUGGCCGUCUACACCGGCCGGGACACCAAGGUGAUGCUCAACAGCUCCGGGGCGCCGUCCAAGCGCAGCCGCCUGGAGACGCACAUGAACCGCGAGACCAUCAUGCUCGCCGUCGUCCUGUUCCUCCUUUGCGCCAUCGUGUCGCUCCUCGCUGGCAUCUGGCUCGGCGACCACGGUGACGAGCUCGGGGUGAUCCCCUUCUUCCGCAAGAGGGACUUCUCCGUCAAGGACGACCCGGACGCCACGUACAAGUGGUACGGGAUGGGCGCCGAGGUGGCCUUCACCUUCAUGAAGUCGGUGAUCACCUUCCAGGUGAUGAUACCCAUAGCGCUGUACAUCUCCAUGGAGAUCGUCAGGGUCGGGCAGGCUUUCUUCAUGGUGCAGGACAAGAACAUGUUCGACGACAAGCGGCAGGCCAAGUUCCAGUGCCGCGCGCUCAACAUCAACGAGGACCUGGGGCAGAUCAAGUACGUGUUCUCCGACAAGACCGGCACGCUCACAGAGAACCGGAUGGAGUUCCGGUGCGCCAGCGUGCACGGCGCCGACUUCAGCGACACUGCCGGCGGCGGCGACGCCGAUGACGGGCAUUCUGUGACCGGGGAGGACGGCGUUGUGCUGCGGCCGAAGACGGCCGUGAAGACGGACCCCAAGCUGGUGGCGCUGCUCAAGGACGGGGCCGGCGCGAACGCCGACCGCGCCCGCGACUUCUUCCUGACGCUGGCGACGUGCAACACCAUCGUGCCGAUCGCGGUCGACGCCGCCGCGGCGGGUGCGAGGCUGCUGGAGUACCAGGGCGAGUCCCCCGACGAGCAGGCGCUGGUGUACGCCGCCGCGGCGUACGGGUACACGCUCGUGGAGCGCACCUCCGGGCACAUCAUCGUCGACGUCUUCGGCUCCAGGCAAAGCGAUAGGAGACUGCACAUCAACUGCUCCACUUCAGCGAUAGGAGACCUAUCCAUGCGCAUGGAUUCUACGCUGAUUAGCCUCGUCAGGGUUUUGCACACCGGCAGAUCGAGAGUGACUGACCAAUGA